UCUGAAAAAAUUAACAUGAAAUCCAAGUUCUUAUCUUUCAUUUUGUUUUCAGGUUUUUGGUCUCGGCAUGUUGGAGAGAUCUCUCAACCUCCUGUAGCAGUUCCUAUACAUCCUGCUGAGCACUAUCAUCUUCACACUAAACCAGUCCCGGACCUGCCUCCGGAUACACCUGUAGUCAGGGACCCGGACGCGUUUAUCUACUUCAGGGAGAACGAGGGCAGAUUUCUAGCAGGAGGGUUUGAACCUAUUGCUAAACCUGCCUACCAAGAUGAGGAUCUGCCUAGUAACCGACGAGAUAUAGAGGAGGACUGGGAUCAUUUUCAUCUUCUUCUGGAGAAUAUUCUUCACAGAGUACCCACCAUGAAGUCUGCCCUACUGGAGAGUCUAUGUAAUGGAGCUGAAGCUUUUUCUCCAGACGGAAAAUGGGUUUUAGGACAGGCAACUGAAAUCGCAAACUACUAUGUGGCGGCGGGUAUGCGAAGUAACGGUAUUGCCUCCGCCGGCGGUGUGGGAACGAUUAUAGCGGAUUGGAUUGUGAACGGUAGACCGCCAUUUGAUCUGUAUGGAUUGGAUAUAUCACGUUGUCUCGGUAUGCACAACAACAAAAGGUUCCUGAGGGAUAGAGUCAAGGAGGUUCCAGGUUUAAACUGUUCCAUUAACUUCCCUCAUGAAGAGUUUACAACGGGCCGAGCUCUUAGAACUAGUCCUAUCUUCCCUAAACUACAGCUAGCAGGAGCACAGUUCGGUCAGGUUAUGGGUUAUGAGAGACCAAUGUUCUUUAAGAUGGCUGCACCUCAAUCCCUUGACCUCGGUCUCCUGGGUCUUGACUCUCAGGAUGAUGCAACCUCUAAUCAGGGUCAGACAUUGAAAUUACCGAUUGCCAAAACUGAAACCUUUUACAGACCACCAUGGUUCCAGGCAGCUGCUGAAGAGUUCCAGGCAACUAGGGAAGCUGUAACUCUUUGUGACUAUUCAUCUUUUGCCAAAAUGGAUCUUUGGUCUUCAGGCAGAGAGGUUGUAGAUUUUCUGCAGUAUCUCUGCAGUAACGACGUUGAUAUCCCUGUCGGCCAUAUUGUUCAUACUGGGAUGCAGAACCAACAUGGAGGAUAUGAGAACGAUUGCAGUGUUGCUAGACUAUCAGAGAACAGGUAUAUGUUGAUGUCUCCUUCAAUCCAGCAAAUGAGAUCCUAUACAUGGAUGAAGAGACAUCUACCUAAGGAGGUCGUUCUAGAGGAUGUAACCUCGUUGUAUACUGCUCUAUGUGUGAUGGGACCCUUCUCUCGAGCCCUGAUGGCUCGUCUUACAACAACUAGUCUGGAUUCUAGAUCCUUCCCGUUCUUUACAGCUAGAUAUAUGGACGUAGCGUGUGCCCCUGAUAUCCUUACAAUGAAUAUGACGCAUACUGGGGAGCUAGGAUAUGUGUUCUAUAUACCGAAUGAGUUUGCUCUGCAUGUGUUCAACGCUAUAGUUGAAGCUGGUAAAGAGUUUGGUUUAAAGCACUGUGGAUACUACGCUAUGAGAGCAGUCAGGAUUGAGAAGUUUUACGCUUUUUGGGGACAAGAUCUUGACAGUCAUACUACUCCUAUGGAGUGUGCCAGAGCUUUCAGAUGCAAGAUGAAAUCCGACAUUCCAUUCAUAGGUAGAGAAGCACUCCAGAACCAGCUUGAUACUGGGAUAAAGAAGAUGUUUGUUAUGCUGAUCCUGGAUCAUAUUGAUCAUAAUUCAGACCUAGAUCCUUGGCCCUGGGGCGGAGAACCUAUAUAUAGGAACGGAAAGUAUUGUGGAACUGUAACAACAACCUCCUACGGGUUCUCUCUAGCUCGUCAGAUUUGUCUAGGGUUUAUUCAAGACCUAGAUCAGGACGGAAACCCACAGUACAUUGGACCUGAAUUCAUCAAGAAUGCUGAGUUUGAGGUUGAUAUAUGCGGUGUCAACUAUCCAGCUCAGUGUAGGCUUAAUCCUCCAGUUCUACCUAAGAAGGUUACUCUGGAAGGUCCGAUGCCCGCAAACUUCGGACAUCGCUAGUUCACAACAUUUUUAUCAUACAGUCAGAUACUGAUACAUUGUACAUACAGUGUUCAUAGUACGGUGUUAACAUAUAUGUAUCUUUAAUUAGUCAUUCUUCCUUAAUUUCCAAACCUUAGUUAAUAUUUAUUUCCUCUGUUAACUUUUAUUUUAUUUGCAACAAAAUUCCUAAUAAACAUAGAAAACAUUAAA
Eurytemora carolleeae is the source of this 2217-nucleotide messenger RNA. RefSeq names its product pyruvate dehydrogenase phosphatase regulatory subunit, mitochondrial. Gene Ontology annotation, cellular component: mitochondrion. Gene Ontology annotation, molecular function: protein binding; oxidoreductase activity. Bases 16 to 2025 code for a protein of 669 amino acids. NCBI's taxonomy places the organism in Eukaryota, Metazoa, Arthropoda, Copepoda, Calanoida, Temoridae. The record is from RefSeq and is a predicted model, not a curated record. The transcript is spliced from 16 exons.